CAGUUUUAGUCACACACACCAGUAGCAGUUACACAGUUCGUCCGAUUCGGAAAUCAGACACACAAUUAAUAUUUGCGAGACUCUGAAGUGAAUUGAAUUCGAUUCGAUAAUGUCUGGGGAUGUGCGUCGAGGACGCCGUCGUCGCAUUGAGCCGGCACGCAUACAAUAUGGCGCCUGGGAUGAUCCGUGCGUGUCCUUGUUCGCAACAGUGCCACAGGAGCCCGUCGCCGAUAUGUUGAGCCGCCUCAAGCGAUUGCCGCAGGAGAAUCGCAAUCGACUCAACGAGAUGGACGCAUCGCCGCUGAUCGUUGCCCCCUCAAACGAGACGAAUCGCAUGUAUCGCGAGGUAAAAUACCAGGUGCAGCAGAUAGCCGAUGAUCGCAGCAAGCAGAAGCAUCAUUCCAUGCAGGAGAAGGAGUGCCAGACCACAUCGAUUGCCAGGACGAUGGCCGAGCACAAGCGCAAAGAGUUGGCCGAGGCAAUGCGUCGCAAGCAGCUGCACAACAACUCGCUGCGAUUGAGGGAUCUGCACAUCGAAAUCAAUCGGGCCAAGACGACGCUAAGCGUGGUCCAGAAGCGCAAUGAGAAUAUGCAAACGGUUGGCGCGGAGCGUGCAGAGCGGCACAGGGAGGCCCAGCAGGUAAUGGAAAAGGUGCGCGAUGAGAAACUGGCCGAGGAGCGGGCAUUGCAGAUGAAGUCGCAGGUGUACAGUGAACAACUGGUUGCCCAGAUACACAAGGUGCAAGCGGAUAGGCAUCGGCAGCAGCAGUCGGCUCUGGAGGAGGGACGGCAGAAGCGUCACAACGAUGAGAUGGCCGAUGCCAAUGAUCUGCAGCAGGCAAUCGUGCGGCGCCACAAGAAGCGCGAUGAGCUCAAACACAUGCUCGAUGAGUGCGCCGAGUUGCAGCGCAAGAUGCGUGAAGCGAACGCAGCCCACAAGUCCGACAAGUUGGACGUGAUUGUGAUGGAGGCAGUGAGUCCGGUGACCAAGAGUUUUAUUAAUCAGCAGCUGCAACAGCGACAUGAUGACAUUGAGCGGCGUCGUCGCAUCAGCGAUGGACUUGGACAGCAGCUGACCGAGAUGCGCAGCAAGAAGGAUGCCCACGAUAAUAUGCUGGCCGACAUUCUGAUCUGUGAGCGGCAGGCGCGGGAGAAAAAGCGCGCCCAUCAGGACAUCCAGAAGCGUUGCAAUCAGAAGCUGCAAGUGGCCAAGGAUCUGAUCGGGCAGCAGGAGGAACAGCAAUUCUAUCGCGACAAGGACGAAGCACUCACAGCAACGAUUCCAAUUACCCCAACCUGUUUCAUGGAGCGCCAAUAUCAGCAGGCCAGCGAAAGGGAAGCGACCACCAGGGAGAUCAAUUUGAGGGCGCACCAGGAGAUUGCCAUCGAUAUCGAGCACAAUGCUCAGGUGCGUGCCGCCUUGGUCGAGGAGGAGCGCCAGAUUAAGCAGGCCCUGCACGAAAUGGAGCUGGACAUGGAGCGUCGUAUCGAUGAGGAGCGCAUGCGUCUCCUCCACGAGCAGAGCCCCCAAAUCAUCAACGAGCUGCGUCCCUGCAAACUGUCGCAUGUCGAGCGCCAGACCUUCAAUCUGCCCUCCUGCAUCCACGACGCUGAGGACACUCACACCAAGUAAUCAGAACUUCAACUAAGACUACACUCUACUCUCCACUUCCCCAAUCAAACACACACAGCUCAUUUAUUUGGCUGGCUCCCAAGGCACUUAUUAACAUGGCUUGUUCCUUGGGAGUCAGCCAAAUAAAUACAUACAAAUACUAUUUAUUAAGCAUAUUAUGCUGCCUAACCAUUAAGUUAUAUUUA
Molecule: messenger RNA, 1818 nt
Organism: Drosophila grimshawi
Lineage: Eukaryota; Metazoa; Arthropoda; Insecta; Diptera; Drosophilidae
Product: IgA receptor
Exons: 1
Coding region: 110-1633 (507 amino acids)
Source: RefSeq, a predicted model, not a curated record